Anoplophora glabripennis (Asian longhorned beetle) is the source of this 1116-nucleotide messenger RNA. RefSeq lists its product as uncharacterized. Lineage: Eukaryota; Metazoa; Arthropoda; Insecta; Coleoptera; Cerambycidae. The transcript is spliced from 6 exons. Gene Ontology annotation, molecular function: olfactory receptor activity; odorant binding. Gene Ontology annotation, biological process: sensory perception of smell; detection of chemical stimulus involved in sensory perception of smell. The record is from RefSeq and is a predicted model, not a curated record. Bases 1 to 1116 code for a protein of 371 amino acids. Gene Ontology annotation, cellular component: plasma membrane.
AUGUCUUUUUAUAAUAUAAAUUUCUGUUUAAAAUUGUUCAAUUUAAUGGGGACACAUCCAGACAAAAGGGGUAGUGUAUUACAAGUAAUGAUUUAUAUUUUAGGAGCGGUUUUAAAUCUAAGUAUAGUUAUUCUGUCAAUAUUGUUACUAUUUAUCAAAGAAAGGGUAACUAUAACAGACGUAACUGAUUCUAUAGAAACAAUUGGAUUACUUUUGCAUGGUUUUCUAAAGUUAACUAACCUCUUCAUCAAGAGAUCGAAGAUAUCAAAUCUGCUCAGAACAAUGGAAGCGCACUUCUGGAAAAUUGAAGACGUAACCGAUACUGACGCCAGAACCUCCCACCAGAAAUUUUUAAACUCUUUAAAAAAUGUAUUAAAGUUCUUUACAUCGCUCUGUGCAUUUCUUGCAGUGCUGUUCAUCAUCAAGGGGUUCGUAGGACAAACCGUUUUCGAGAUAUACCUUCCAAAUUGGUUUCCGCUUUAUUUGUCUGUAUUUUAUCAAAGUUUCACUUGCGUUUUGACUAUUUCUUUUCCCGUGAUCAGCACGGAUUUGUUCAUUUUCACAAUUUUUAUGCUGACUAGUUUACAGUUUAAGUUGCUAAAUGAAGAGGCGAGGAACAUUUUUGGAAAAACGGGAGAAUGUGGAAUAGAUGAUGAAGUUAUUAAGGCGAGAAUAAAGAAAUGUGUAGAUCACCAUAUUUUUUUGAAAAACUUCGUAAAAAUGUUAAACGAUACAUUUUCUCAAGUACUAUUCAUUUACAAUGGGGAUAUUGUACUCUCUCUAUGCGUUGAAAUGUACAUUGUAUCAACACAGAAUUCAUUUCAAACCGCUGCGAAAGCAGCAGUAUACGUUUUUACAGGAAUGUUCCAAUAUACUGUGUGUUAUUGUAUAGCAGCACAGGCUAUUACCGACGAGAAAAGCGUUUAUUUUGGAAAUUGGUAUGAACAUCCGGAAAAGUACAUAAGAAAUGCGACAACACUGAUGAUAGCUGUCGGCCAACGACCUGUUACUAUUAUCGCUUUAAGUUUUAUAAAAGUAAAUUUGGAGACAUGUUUAAAAACUACCCAGACUAUAUUAUCGUACUGUAUGUUCUUGAGGACUAUGGGUAUAAAUUAG